Molecule: messenger RNA, 657 nt
Organism: Python bivittatus (Burmese python)
Lineage: Eukaryota; Metazoa; Chordata; Lepidosauria; Squamata; Pythonidae
Gene: CSF3
Product: colony stimulating factor 3
Biological process (GO): immune response; positive regulation of myeloid cell differentiation
Cellular component (GO): extracellular region
Molecular function (GO): cytokine activity; granulocyte colony-stimulating factor receptor binding
Source: RefSeq, a predicted model, not a curated record
UCUCCCGCACAGCAAGGGCGUCGUUUUCGAGGAAGAGGGCGGGACCAAAGAUUUUCCCGCAGGAGGAUGAGUUCAACACGGAGUGUUCUUCUUCUUGUCAGUAUUGCACUGUGUUGGUUAACGUGCCUAGCUGCACCCCAGGCAGAAUUUUCUGGAGACCCUGGUUUGCAACAGUUUGUUCGGAAAAAUAAGCAAUUUAUCACCGGGAUAAAGGCUGAUAUUGUUGCACUGAAUGGGCUUGUGCGUAAAGCAUUUGGCCUUGGCAGUGACACAGAACUGAUGCUGAUACAGAAAAUCCUGGGAGUUGAGGAAGCUGAUGUCUCCCAUUGCCGGCAGGACCCCUGUGACAUGGAAGGAUGCUUCAAUCAGAUACUGGCAGGCCUCCAAACCUACUCUGGCUAUCUCUCACACGUUAGCCAAAUCCUAACAACUUACACUGACCGAGUAGUUAAUGUUCAACUGGAUGUUUCUAACUUGUCUUCCAACAUUCAACGGCAGAUGGAAGAAAGCAGCCUGACCAGCGUUGUCUAUCCUCAGGCAGAAAGUGUGCCUAAAUUUGUGGAAGUUCAAAGAGAAAUUGGAAGCUACCUGGUCCUCCGCAAUCUCCAGAAAUUUAUGGACGAGAUUUUCCGGGCCCUAAGGCACUGUGGUUCAUGA